AUGUCGUGGGAGGGUGACAAUAACGAGCGGGUUCUGGUGCCUGUAGGCAGUGACGCGUGUAGCAAGGACGCGCUGCGAUGGGCCGUAGCCAAUAAGAUCUCGCAUCCCGACGACCUGCUCGUGCUGCUUCAUAUCGUCACCAAAGCGCCGGGUCCGGAUGGGUACGACGUGGCGCAGAGCGGUGUGUCGAAGACGACGAUCGUUCAGCACGUGCGCACCGCCAUCAUGCCCAUGCUCUCGCAGCUCAAAGCCUCGAUUGACGCCAAGGUGCGCCUGGAGCUGCGCGUGGGCCGCAACGACUCUCGGGACGCGGGAAUCAUGGAGGAGGCAAAGAAGCUGCACGCCACGUGCCUCGUGCUCAGCACCAAGGGGCGCGGAAUGUUUUCCAUGCGCGGCAAGCUAUCAGGCAGCACGAGCGCCUACUGUCUCAAAAACCGGCCCCCCUCGCUCUCUGUGAUAGUCGUCUCUAAAGACAAAGUUCUUCUCUCCAAGAACGGCGAGUCCACUCCCCUCGACCGCUCCCCCGCUCUCUCCGUCACUGGAAGCCCCCUCCCCGGCGUCUCCUCCUCUUCCAUCCCCUCCGCUGGCUCCUCCCCUGAGGAGAGCCGCCGGAACAGCGAGAACCGGAGCGGUGAGAGCCGGUCGGAUGCGGUGCAGAUCGCACAGGACGGUGAAGGUGGUGGGAAAGUCAGUGGGAGCGGGAGCGGGAGUGGGAGUGGUAGUUUUGGCAAGGGCAGUUUCGUGCGAGCUGCCUCUUCGCUUUCGGAUCGUUCUGUUGUCUCGGAUGGGAGCAGCAGCAAGGAGGUAACUGAGGUACUGACUGUGGCGGCAGAUGGUGGUUCAGGAGAGGAGAGGGGCAGGGGGGACGGGCAGGAGGCGAGCGGCAAAGGGAAAGGGGAGGAGAGGGGGGUGGAUAGGGAGUUGCAGCAGUUGCGUGAGCAGCAGCAGCAGCGGCUGUUGCUGCACCAGCACCAGCAGCUUCAGGCAGCAACCAAGCUUGCUGCUCUUAUGGAGGGUGUUAAUGUGGGCGGGGGAGCAGGGGGAGGGGGAGGAGGGUGGGGAGGGAACGGAUUUGGAGGAGAGGGGAGAGGGGAAGGGGGAGGAGUGGGAGGAGGGGGAGCAGGAGGGGAGCAUGCUGGUGGGGAUGGCAUCGGAGCCGGCAGUACGUGGAGUGACCCGCAUGACUCUGCCUCUGUAGUUCAUGCAGUUGCCAGGUCGCAACAGCAUGGCAGCAGUGGUGGCACUGGCGGCAGUGGUGGGUUCAGCCUGGCGAGCAGCACAGGGACCACGUUCACCAUGGGGAGUGGGAGCGGUGCGAGCAGCAGGGCUGGCAGCGGAGGCGAGCCCACCGCCUCUCCCAUCGGCGCCACCGGCAGCGGCAGCGGCAGUGGGGACGGGGCAGUUGGGGCCGGAGGGAGGGAAGCAGGCAUGGUGGCUGCUGCAUCUGCUGGGGCUGGGGUGAAAGAGACCGGUGGGGUGGGAGAAAGUGGGGGGGCAGCGGGGGCGGCAGGAGCACUGGAAGUGGCCAGUGGGGUGUACUGCCGCGUGUAUUCGUAUGAGGAGAUUCAGAGAGCAACCGACAAUUUCUGCCCCCAGCUGGUGCUGGGAGAGGGCGGCUGCGGCACCGUCUUUUCUGGGAUGCUGGGCGGCAGCAAGGUGGCUGUGAAGGUGAUAAAGACGGAAGAUGCCACCCGGGCAGCCAAGGAGUUCCAGAGAGAGGUGGAGCUACUGAGUCAGAUCCACCACCCACAUGUGCUCUCGCUGCUGGGGUGCUGUCCGUCGCACCACUGCAUAGUGUACGAGUUCAUGGCCAGCGGCACUCUCGAGGAGCGCCUGCUCUGCGCCAACAACUCGCCGCCCCUCCCCUGGUUCGCCCGCCUCCGCAUCGCCGCUGAAAUCGCCUCGGCUCUCCUCGCAUUACACUCGCAGCCAAAGCCUAUUAUCCAUUUGGAUCUAAAACCCGCGAAUGUGCUUUUAGACAAGAGGCUUGUAGUGAAGCUGGCCGAUGUGGGGGUCGCGAGGCAGAUGCUGGGGAGGGGGGGUUCAGACCAGGGCUUUAAUGUUACGCAUGCGCACACGUCUAUGCCCAUCGGGACCGUUGCUUAUGUCGACCCGGAGUACCAGCGGACGGGCGAUUUCAGCCCGAAAUCGGAUGUGUACGCCCUUGGGAUUAUCCUGUUUGACUUGCUGACGGGGCGCCAGCCGGCUUGGUAUGAGAGAAUAGAGGAUGCUGUGGAUGAGGGGGACGAGGAGGCGCUGGGAAAGCUGCUGGAUGGCAAGGCAGGGAGGUGGCCUGUAGGGCUGGCUAUGGAGGUGGCGAGGAUUGCAGUGCGGUGCAGUGAGAUGAAGAGGAAAAAGAGGCCUGAUCUUGGGGAGGUGGUGAUGCCGGUGCUGAUGAAAGCACAAAAGGAGGCUGUGAUCUUGAUGGAGAGAAUGAUGGCUGGAAUGUGA
Messenger RNA from Closterium sp. Naga37s-1, 2451 nucleotides. The record is from the annotation of a GenBank genome assembly. NCBI's taxonomy places the organism in Eukaryota, Viridiplantae, Streptophyta, Zygnematophyceae, Desmidiales, Closteriaceae.